This is a messenger RNA of Electrophorus electricus (electric eel), 2907 nucleotides long. RefSeq names its product MYB proto-oncogene like 2b (gene mybl2b). Lineage: Eukaryota; Metazoa; Chordata; Actinopteri; Gymnotiformes; Gymnotidae. Gene Ontology annotation, molecular function: DNA-binding transcription factor activity, RNA polymerase II-specific; RNA polymerase II cis-regulatory region sequence-specific DNA binding. The record is from RefSeq and is a predicted model, not a curated record. Gene Ontology annotation, biological process: regulation of DNA-templated transcription. Gene Ontology annotation, cellular component: nucleus.
UGUUGCGCGCGCAGAUGUUGUCUAGCUACGUCACUCCCGGGAAAGCCUGUGAAAAAGAAGCGCGAGAUAGAAACUCGAGCGCGGAGAUUUCAGUGCUGGUCUGCAAAAAUUUUAUGGCCCUUUCAAAGAGUAAUUACACAGUUGUGAAAUUAGGCAUCCUCUACAUUACAAAUGGUUGUGUCUUAGUACCUGCUGCAUGCACGGCAUCGUGAAAAGUAAUUUUUAUUGGAAAAUUUGGCUAAAGUCAAGAAAUGUCUUGGUGGCCGCGCGGUGAGGAUGCAGAGUGUCAGGACACUGACUCUGAUGUGGCUGACCAAAAGGAGUGUGGUAAAGUAAAAGUGAAAUGGACUCAAGAAGAGGAUGAUAAUCUGCGUACACUAGUUCAGAACGUGGGAACAAAUGACUGGAAAUACAUUGCCAGUUGUCUACCAAAUCGCUCAGAACAUCAGUGCCAGCACCGGUGGUCUAAGGUUUUAGACCCAGAUCUUGUCAAAGGGCCUUGGACUAAAGAGGAAGAUGAAAAGGUAAUAGAGCUGGUGAAUAAAUAUGGCAAUAAGCAGUGGGCCGUGGUGGCCAAGCACCUGAAGGGCCGUCUGGGGAAGCAGUGCCGAGAGCGAUGGCAUAACCACCUCAACCCGGAUGUGAAGAAGUGCUCGUGGACGGCAGAGGAGGACCUGAUCAUCUAUAAGGCCCACUGUGCACUGGGCAAUCGCUGGGCUGAGAUCGCCAAGAUGCUCCCCGGGAGGACUGACAAUGCAGUGAAAAACCACUGGAAUUCUACCAUCAAACGGAAGGUGGAGAUGGGAUAUUAUACUGGAGUGGACACAACCCUGCAUCUGGUUUACCAGCCUGAGUACGACGAUGCUAUUCAGCACAGCGCCGAUCCACCGGAGGAGUUGUGCUACAAUGGAGUUGAUGACUGUCUCCCUAUAGAAGUGGUGUCACAGGAAUCUGCCGACCCUGAGCCGCAGGAAGGUUCUCCUGCUGCAGCCAGCGCUGGGUCUCCCCGACCCCCCUGCGGCCCGGUGACACCCAGUGAAACGGAGGGCACAGGGGCAUCAAAUGUGCCUACCUGGGUGGUGGAUGCGUCAGGCUUCCUCUCACCUUCAGCCGCAUCCACUGUGAAGGAGAUGAUGGAGAUGAUGGAAGGGGACCUGGAAGGUUGGUGCAGUCUGGCUGACUUUGACCUGCCAGAUGCGAGUGCGAGUCCCGAGGUGCUGAAGUUCCGCCUGGAGGGCAGUGCCCUGCAUGAGCUCAGCAAGGGCAGCAAGGGGGAGCUGAUCCCCAUCUCGCCUGGCGGGGCCACGCCACCCUCCAUCCUCAGCCGCCGCACGCGUCGCCGCAUCGCUCUGUCCCCCAACGCCGACGACUCCAUGACUCCCAAGAGCACGCCGGUGAAGAUUCUCCCCUUCUCACCUUCCCAGUUUCUUAACUUGUGGACCAAACAAGACACACUGGACUUGGAGAACCCUUCUCUCACGUCGACCCCUGUGUGUAGUCAGAAGGCUAUUGUCACCACACCACUGCACCGGGACAAAACCCCCCUCACACAGAAGGAGAACUCUGUGUUCAUCACGCCGAACCACAAGGCUAAUCUAGACUGCACCCCCCGCACCCCGACCCCAUUUAAAAACGCUCUGGAGAAAUAUGGGCCCAUUCGGCCUCUGCCCCCGACACCGAACCUGGAGGAGGACCUGAAGGAGGUUCUGCGCAGCGAGGCAGGGGUGGAGCUCAUCGUGAGGGACGAGAGUCCUCCUGAGCAGCGACGCAAACAAUCGCACCGACCUCCCAUGAAGAAAGUGCGCAAAUCACUGGCACUGGAUGUCAUGGACUGUAACGAAAGUGGCGGUGUUCGACGGCAGCAGCAGCAGUCCAGAUCUGCUGCGAAACUCAACAGGAAGGCCGACCAGUCGCUGUCGAGCUCUCUCAACUCCUCUUACACGGUGAAGAAAGAAGAGAACAUCCUGGACCAGGGCUUCAUCCUUGGACCCGCUGAAAGCGGGCUAAACAACGAAAGAGUGGCCCCCAGACCCACUCCCCCUAUCUUUAUGUCACCAGCCUGGGAGACUGUUGUAUGUGGCCGGACGAAGGACCAGCUGAUCAUGACGGAGAAAGCCAGGCGUUAUCUUCGCUUCCUUAAAUCGACCACGCACAGCCGAGCUCUGAUCCUGUCUUGAGCCUGCACCGCCUUAUCCUGGCCUCUGAGAGGAGCUGCUUUGAUGCAUCAGCCUUCAUGCUUUGAUGCAUCAACCUUCAAUUCUACAACACGUUGUAGAAUGUCGAGUUGCAAGUUAUGAUGUUUUAAAAAAAAAAAAAAGAAAAGAAAGAAAACCAGCAAAAAAAAACCUGAAUAACGUGUGUAAUGAGAAUGAUGGUGGUGAAGCGCGUUGUGAUACAGUAUGCCCUUAUGGCCAUUAUGCAUGGUCAAUUUGUCAUGGUGCUUGCAUUCUCUCAGGUUGUGGUUCCUUUUCCACGGUAUGUCAUCAGCUAAAAGAUGCUAUCUGGUUGAGUCAAUGUAUAGGUAAUUUAUUAAGUUUCCGAAAUGCUUUGUCAACUUCUUUCCUGUUGGAAGACAAAAAAUGCAUUCAUGCCUUUAAUUGGCAGUCUUGUUUAAUACAACUAGUUAUGUGGAAAAAAAAAAGUUGAAAAGUUCAGGGUUCUUUUGAUCCCUUGUAUACAUUUUAUGAUAAUUUAGAAAUAAUUUUGUCUGCUAGGAUCAGCAGAAUGGAAGAAGCAUUCAUAAAAGAGCUAGAUCUUUGGCUCUACCAGGUUCUUAAACUAUAAUUAUGCCCAGUAUUUUCCAAUAACAUUUUUAUAGAUUGUGCUUAACUUUGUAUUUUUGAUGUGAGUUGAGCUAUGCUGUGCUUUGGUUGCCAGAGAAAUAAGUGCUGUAUGUAAUUUUGAAAA